UGGGGCGGGAGCGGCGUCCUUGGAAACGGAGCGGGAUCCAGAGGGAUUGACCGGGAUUGACCGGGAUCGAGCGGGAUCCAGAGGAUCACUGCUGGGAAAAAUGACAGCUGGCUCUGUCUCAGCUCCUCAGAUCUUCCCACUUCGAAUCCCACCUCCUGGGAAAGCUCAGCGGGAAAUAGACACAAAUACUCUCAUAGAAAUAAAAUCAGAUACACCUGAGGCCUCUAUUUAUUACACUUUAGAUGGAAGUAAACCAGAAGUCAGUAGGAAACCUGGCUAUGGGCCUUAUAACACCUUGGAGUAUAAGGGUCCUAUCAUGUUACCAGAGGGGAGAAUAAUGGUCAAAGCCCUGGCAGUUACAAAGGACUACAGAGAGAGUUCAAUUGUGACAAAGGUGUUUGUGGUAGAGUACCAGCAACCAAACUUCCUUUUCCCUGUUGAAGAUGAUGACAAGAAUUUCCUGAAAGAUAUGGCCAUACAGAAUAAGGAAGGUGGAACAUUUACUACAAAACCUAAGAAGAAUAGACUGAAUGUGGAAAUCAAGCCUGCCUGGGAUGAAACAUCCCAAGACCUUCAAGACAGAAAGUCUUCUCACAGAUCCCCUCAAGGGCCUCAGCUCCUUGCCAGUGGUUUGGGAGCCACAGAGCACAGAGAGGAAUCCACCUCAGCACAGCAAAUGGAGUCACUGCAGUUUGCAAGUUCCUCUACAGUGACUGUCCAGAAAAGUUUAGUGAGCACACACAUGUCAAGGAUCCAGAGUGAAACAGAUUUCCUUAAAUGUGCACAUUGUUCUGCCCCUCGCCUGUCUGAGCCCUUGGCUCACUUCUGCCAGAAAUGUGGAUCUCCUGUCCCCCCUGUGCCAUUCCAGCGCUUCCCAGUCCCCGAAGGAACACAGAUGGCACCAUGCCUUGAAUGCAGACAUCUUGUGCCAAUGAAUACACCCACUUGCAUUAUCUGUGAGGCACCAAUAGCUCCACAGCUGCAGCCCCAAACCAACAUCUGCAUUAAGGGCAAAGUCAUCUGUCAGGUGUGUGGCACAGGAAAUCCUCUUCACCAUAAGCACUGUGCAACUUGUGAGAGCAAACUGCCUGAAGUACAGAUGCCCACGUUUGGAGGAGACUGGUGCCCAUCUCUGCAGGGCCAGCCAGGGCAGACGGCUCGGUGCUCCAAGUGCGGCGGUGUGAACCGGAGCGACGCCCGCUUCUGUGCCUGGUGUGGGGCCAAGCCUGGACCUCCUCCAUCCUACUUUGCUUGUUCCAAGUGUGGGACCAGCAACCAGCCCUAUGCUCGCUUCUGUGUGUCCUGUGGUGUGUACAUAGAGCCCCCAUCCAGACAGAGCUCUCCUGGCACUCCCAUGGACCGUGGGCACCUCCUGGCAUCCUCCCAGGCAAAACUAUUACAGGCUCAAGUUGCCUGGCAAACUUGUCCUGUUUCCUUGCCCAAAUCAAGGGCAGAACUAACAGAAAGAGAAGAUAAAGGAACCCAAACCAUUGGACUUUUUUACCCAUCCAGCAAACUGUUGGAAAAGAAGGAGCUUGAGCUGAUUUCACAAAAAGAAAAGGUGGAAAAGAUGAGUGAUCAUAAGCCUCUCCUGACAGCCAUUAGUCCUGGAAAAGGUUACUGGAGAAAACAGCUGGAUCAUGUUUGUGCUCAUUUAAGAAGCUAUGCCCAGAACAACCCUGAAUUCAGAACACUGAUUGGAGAACCUCAAAUGGGAAAGAUCAACUAUGCCACCAUCUCUGAAGAUGACUGUGAAGUCACUAUUACAUUGAAUUUUGCUGCUGUUUACAAGAAUAUUCAUCCUAACAGAGCAGUGAAGCUCAGCAAUGAUUAUCUGAGGGCUGGAACAGAAGUCACAGAUGGACAGGAUGGCAGUCAGACUAAUUUUGGCAGAGAUGAUCCCAAUGUUUUCCAUUCAAGAGGCAAAAUAAAGAGAACCAAGUCAAGAACACUUAUGGGAAAGGAAUCUAGGCUCUCUGCAGAAUCUGGCCCACCUGCUUGCAUUUUCCCUGUGUGCAAUGUUCCUGGCUGUUGUGUGUCUCCACAGCCAGAGUCCAGACAGCUGCUGGAUGAACUGGGUCAGACUGGGAAAGGAAGAAUCUCCUUCAUAGAACAGUUGCUCAGUGAUGGAGCUGACCCCAACUCCCUGAGCCAGGAGGAGCGCCCUGCCCUCACAGUUGCUGUCCUGAACAAGCACACAGGAGCCAUCUCCCCUCUGGUGCAGAAAGGGGCUGACAUUGACCAGCAGUCAGGGCCGCACAACAACACAGCUCUCCAUGAGGCAGUUCUGCUGGGACUGGAGGGAGAGGAGAGCGUCCGGGCCCUGUUAGGCUGCAAUGCAAGCGUGCAAAAGAAGAACGCAGCAGGGCACUCAGCGCUGGAUUUGGCUGUUGCAGCUGGAGAUAACAAGGUUAUUUCACUGUUCCAAGUAAGUGGGGAUAGAGAGCACUGAACAGACUUACGUGACACAGGAACAUUGUUCUCAUCAAUGUGUUAUUACAGCAAAGUUCUUCCCCAAAUAAAGUUGAAGGUUCUUGGACUUUGGGAGCACCUGACCACGUGUGUCCAGUUCUGUCUGCAGAAUCCACGACCCUGUCUGAUCAGCUUGGGCCCUGCAACAGUCAAACCGUUUCUCCAAGAUUGCCCCAUUCCUUUCCAGCAGUUCAGAGCACAAUCCCCCUCUGGCUGCACUCUAUUGUGCAAAUUUUCUUUUCCUUUCCAAGCAAAGGGACAAACCAAACCUUCCCAGGCACAAAUGCAUUUCAAUGUCUCUGAAAUGUCUGUAAUGCCUGAUGAACACUGACACUUGAGCAACAGCACUGCAAGCUGUAACUGAUGAGCUUAAUUUCCUUUUUGAUGUUAAAACUGCAGCCCAUUGCAGUAAAGGUCAGAGUCUUGUCCUCCAGAAAAUUGAGUAAAGCUACUUUGUUGUUCUGCCUUCAGCUUUUAUUUAUAAAUGCAUCAACACAAGACAGCAGCCAACUACAAACAGAAAUUUACAAGAAUACCAGGCACAUUAAGGUGUGGUAUAACUCCAAGUUAUAAGCCACAAUCCUAAAACCUCAAAGUAUUUUUAAAACUCCUUCUCCUUUCUAUGUCCCAAAGCAUCUAAAAGCAUCAGAAAAUUCAGUACAAACAUGGAAAUGCAUGUCAGCUGCUAUCAGAAAUACAAGUUUUAGCACCAGAGCUACUACUAUCUUUAUUAGACAACAAUAUCUCCAAGCAGGUGGAUUUACAAAAAAAA
Messenger RNA from Zonotrichia albicollis (white-throated sparrow), 3244 nucleotides. RefSeq names its product double zinc ribbon and ankyrin repeat domains 1 (gene DZANK1). Gene Ontology annotation, molecular function: protein binding. The record is from RefSeq and is a predicted model, not a curated record. NCBI's taxonomy places the organism in Eukaryota, Metazoa, Chordata, Aves, Passeriformes, Passerellidae. Gene Ontology annotation, biological process: eye photoreceptor cell development.